Molecule: messenger RNA, 1392 nt
Organism: Cucumis sativus (cucumber)
Lineage: Eukaryota; Viridiplantae; Streptophyta; Magnoliopsida; Cucurbitales; Cucurbitaceae
Product: F-box protein PP2-B10
Exons: 3
Coding region: 84-1052 (322 amino acids)
Molecular function (GO): protein binding
Source: RefSeq, a predicted model, not a curated record
CCUUAACCGCUAAGAUACCGUUUCCUUUCUUUUUAUAUAAAACCCCCUUUUUCUCCUUUCUCAAAAUCCCACUUCACAAUCUCAUGGCUAAACCCAAACCCACCGCUGCCGUCCUCGCCGACUCCGCCACGCCUCUCGACUUCUCCGCUCUUCCCGAAGGCUGUGUUUCUCACAUACUCUCUUUCACUUCUCCUCAAGACGUUUGCCGCUCCGCUUCUGUUUCCUCCACUUUCCGAUCUGCUGCUGAUUCCGAUGCUCUUUGGGACCGAUUUCUUCCUCCCGAUUACGCUGAUGAAAUUUCUCACGCUCUUUCUCAUCUUUUUCCACCUUUUUCCUCCAAGAAACAGCUCUAUCUUCAUCUCUGCCGCUUCCCUGUACUUAUCCACGGCGGUGCUAAGAGCUUUUCAUUGGAUAAAAAGACAGGGAAAAAAUGCUACAUGAUCUCUCCAAGACAGCUUUCCAUUGUUUGGGGUGAUGUUCCUAGGUAUUGGAGGUGGUCUUCUACUCCUGAAGCAAGGUUUGGAGAGGUGGCAGAGCUGGUGAGUGUGUGUUGGCUCGAGAUCAGAGGCAAGAUAGAGACGGAGAUGCUGUCUCCAGGCACAUUAUAUUCAGCCCACUUGGUGUUCAAGCCCACAACUUCCAGCUAUGGCUUCCAACAACAGCCCGUUGAGGUAGGUGUUGGCCUUACCGGUACCGAACCCGUGAAGCGAACUGUGUAUUUAGAUGAUGUAAGUAGAGAUUGGCGACAACGACACCCAAUUGUGCAUAGGGGCUUUGGCCUCUUCAACCUUGGUGGUAGACGUAGCAUGAUUGGAACGCAAGUGGGCACGCCUCCUGAAAUCACCAGGAACGAUGCCCCAGCUGUGGACUGUGGUCGCCACAUCCCUAAGGAGCGAGAAGAUCGAUGGCUGGAGGUUCAGCUUGGUGAAUUCUUCCAUGAUGGGGACAACGGGGAGCUCGAGAUUAGCGUGUUAGAGGUCAAAGGCGGGCAUUGGAAGGGCGGUCUCCUUAUCCAAGGAAUUGAAAUAAGGCCAAAAGGGUUGAAAACUUAAUAUAGAAGAAGAAGAAAAAGCGUUCUUUAGUUCUUUGGUUCUUUGGUUCUUGACAUAAAAUGGUAUUGUAAUAGUGAGAAAUUUUCAUGAUGGAGAAAAUCCAACCCAUGUGUAAAUGUUUGAGAGCUUUUCUUGUCUUGGAAUUUUGAGGCUACAUUAUUAUGGUAUCAUUAGUAAUAGGGAGAAAUGAAGAUUCAAUAGAAGAUUUGAAAGGAUUAUUUUUAGAGCAUGUGAUAAUGAUGAUGCCUUUUUUCUUCUCUACUAAGCAUAUGAUGAUUGUGAACCAUUUGUAAAUAUUAAUUAUUGGGAAAUGUAACUUUUUGUACCAAUUAUGCCUAAA